UGGGUGGCAUCAAAGGGGCAUCGAGCCUGCCCACUCAGCUCUUCACCCUCCUGCUGCAGCGAAGUUAUCUGGAGGCAGAGGAAACAGGUUCUUGGAACGCUUGGGCUGCUGAACCAUGGAGUCCUUCAGUUCAAAGAGUCUGGCGCUGCAAGCAGAGAAGAAGCUACUGAGUAAGAUGGCAGGUCGGUCUGUGGCUCAUCUCUUCAUCGAUGAGACGAGCAGUGAGGUGUUAGAUGAACUCUACCGUGUGUCCAAAGAAUAUACACACAGCAGGCCCCAGGCCCAGCGGGUUAUCAAGGACCUGAUCAAAGUGGCUGUCAAGGUGGCCGUGCUGCAUCGCAGUGGCUGCUUCAGCCCCAGCGAGCAGGCCUUGGCUACCCGCUUCCGCCAGAAGCUGCGGCAGGGUGCCAUGACCGCACUCAGCUUUGGUGAGGUGGACUUCACCUUUGAGGCUGCCGUGCUGGCCGGCCUGCUGACCGAGUGCCGGGAUAUGCUGCUGGAGCUGGUGGAGCACCACCUCACACCCAAGUCACAUGGCCGCAUCCGCCACGUGUUCGAUCACUUCUCUGACCCAGGCCUGCUCACGGCCCUCUACGGGCCUGACUACACUCAGCACCUUGGCAAGAUCUGUGAUGGGCUCAGGAAGCUGCUGGAUGAGGGGAAGCUCUGAGAGCCCUGACCCCAGCAUGUUCCUUCUUGGCAAAAUAGCUGACUGAGAAAACAACAGAUAAUGGGCUUUCUAACCCUGCUCAUCUGUACUAAUGCUCUUCAACCCUCAGGUUUCAGUCUUUCCCAAGAGAGCUUGUGACUCUGAGACCACUCCACCCCCACCCCCAACUGCUGGUGGAAAAGAAGCAAUGCUGAGGGUUGAGGCCUCUCCUACUCCAGCCCCAAGACAGGAAACAAAGCUGCCUGAAAAAGACGAAGUGAAACUUGGAUCUCUAUUUUCCCCAUAAGGGACCUUUCAAACAGGGAAGCCCCCUCCCCUCAGAACCAGGGGAAGAGGGCAUAGCCCAUCUAACUCCUCCGGGGACACUAAAGACAGAGGUGGGGUGGGAGCCCUUAGAGACAUCCUCGACCUUCAGCUCUAGGCAGAAUCUGGACAGAUACCAGAGACUCUGCUCCAGAGGGCAGGAAGAAGGGGCUAGGGCAGGGGAGAGUCUCACAGAGGAAAUAAAACUAUGAAAACAUG
Molecule: messenger RNA, 1192 nt
Organism: Hippopotamus amphibius kiboko
Lineage: Eukaryota; Metazoa; Chordata; Mammalia; Artiodactyla; Hippopotamidae
Gene: TNFAIP8L2
Product: TNF alpha induced protein 8 like 2
Exons: 2
Coding region: 116-670 (184 amino acids)
Biological process (GO): regulation of apoptotic process; negative regulation of T cell activation; negative regulation of inflammatory response
Cellular component (GO): cytoplasm
Source: RefSeq, a predicted model, not a curated record